Molecule: messenger RNA, 1326 nt
Organism: Rotaria sordida
Lineage: Eukaryota; Metazoa; Rotifera; Eurotatoria; Philodinida; Philodinidae
Source: the annotation of a GenBank genome assembly
AUGACAUUGUCAUCGAAACUUCAAUUAGCAUAUUGUGUUGCUAUUGGAUUAACUGGUCUUAUUGGUAAUACAACAACAAUUAUUGUUUUUUCUCAAAGACGUUUACGUUCAUUACGUUCAUCAUUUUUUCUUAGUUGUCUUGCUAUAACUGAUCUUAUAUUUAUACUUAUACUUGUUAUAGCUUUACUUGAUGAAUUACAUGUACCAGUUAUGACUAUACCUGUUUGUAUGUUAACAAUUUAUUUAAGUCAUAUAGCAUCAUUUUUAUCAUCAAAUUUCACAUUGGCUUAUACAAGUCAUCGUCUUAUAGCUGUUUUUUUUCCAAUCAAAGCAACAGCUUUUUUAAAACAACGUACAAAUCGUGUAUUAGCAUUAACAUUAUUAAUAUUUGCAUGUUUAUUUUAUUCAUUAUCAUUUCCUGUAACAACAACAAAAUUUCGUUCCAAUUCAACAAAUGUUGUUUAUUGUGAAGAAGAUCGAAAUAAACCAUUAUUAUUUCCAUUUCUUGUUUUGGACACAUUAUUUACAUUUAUUAUACCAUUUUCAUGUAUAACAUGUAUGAAUUUAGCUAUUGUUUAUAAACUUCAUUCAAACUUUACAUAUAAAUUAAAAUUACCUAUAUCAAAUGUGCCAACAUCAGUUAAAUGUCCGUCACUAAAAUCAUCAAGUAAUUCAUCGGCACAAUCAGUUUCGGACGCUGUUCCAUUAUCUCAAUUGAGCAAUGGCAAUCUUAGUAAUGCUACUAAUACAAAUGGUAGUCCGAAUAAUAAUAAUAAUAAUAAUAAUAUUUACAGUGAAACAAAUCAUCUUUUACAACAACAAAAUAAUUCUCUUUUAUGUGUUAGGCCGUUAGAGCGACACAAAAGAAGCAGAAGUAAUGUGUCGAUAGCGUCUACUUCAUCGGCAAGACAAAUUCCAUUAUAUCAGAGAAAUACAUCAAUUGGAAUUCGUUCGACUCAAUGCCGAGCAACAGCAUCAGCUAAAACAACGAAAAUGCUUUUAGCUGCAUCAACUGUGUUUCUUGUUUUUAAUUUACCUUAUCAUUUAUCAUUAUUCUGUUUCUUAUUUAUUCAACACCAGCCAACAUGGAUGCUCAAUGCGGUUAAUAUAGCUCGUCUUUGGUUUUUUGCAUCGUUUUGUGUAAAUUUUUUUGUCUAUGUUAUAUGUGGUCAACGUUUUCGUAGUGAAGUUGUCCGUCUAUUUAGUUGUACAUCUCUUCGACGACAUAUUACAUUACGUGCACAAACAAAAAUUCAAGAUCGUCAAGGUAGCAUUUAUUUAGGGCAACGUUUAAUAAGAGUUUCAUCAACACAUCUAUCUCAUUGA